Dunckerocampus dactyliophorus (ringed pipefish) is the source of this 3231-nucleotide messenger RNA. RefSeq names its product copine IVa (gene cpne4a). Lineage: Eukaryota; Metazoa; Chordata; Actinopteri; Syngnathiformes; Syngnathidae. Gene Ontology annotation, molecular function: calcium-dependent phospholipid binding. Gene Ontology annotation, biological process: cellular response to calcium ion. The record is from RefSeq and is a predicted model, not a curated record. The transcript is spliced from 16 exons. Bases 166 to 1827 code for a protein of 553 amino acids. Gene Ontology annotation, cellular component: plasma membrane.
CCCGCUUUUAAGGCGUUAGAGGCGGCGUGAGGCUGAGAGAUUCUCCAGCUGCCGGAGGAGGAGGAGGAUGAAGCCAACUGAUGUCAGUCGUGAACUGACAGUGGAAACUUUGUGACGUCUUCCUCUUCUCGCACCUGACACCAGACUUACUGUCCCGACGCCACCAUGAGUGACAUCUACGAGUCAGCGGCCCACUCUCUGGGUCUGUUCAACAGUCCGUGUCUCACCAAAGUGGAGCUCAGGCUCACGUGCAAGGCCAUCUCCGACCGGGAUGCUCUGUCCAAACCAGACCCCUGCAUCGUCCUCAAGAUGCAGUCGCACGGCCAGUGGAUGGAGGUGGACCGUACGGAGGUGAUGCGAAGCUGUGUAAACCCCUCCUACUCAAAGGUCUUCACCCUGGACUUCUACUUUGAAGAGGUGCAGCGGCUGCGCUUUGAGCUGUACGACAUCUACAGCAACUACAACGGCGUGAAGGACGCUGACUUCCUGGGGGCAGUGGAGUGCACGCUGGGACAGAUCAUCUCCCAAAGGAAGCUGUCCAAAGCUCUGCUGAGGCCAGGAGGCAUCGUGGGAAAGACCAUCAUAACGAUCACAGCAGAGGAGCUGACUGGGAAUGACGACUACAUCGAGCUUUCCUUCAGUGCCAGGAAGCUGGAUGACAAGGACUUCUUCAGUAAGUCGGAUCCAUUCCUGGAGAUCUAUCGCCUCAACGAGGACGCCACUCUGCAGCUGGUCUACAGAACAGAGACGGUGAUGAACAACUUGAAUCCCGUGUGGAAAACCUUCAAAGUUUCUCUCAACUCGCUCUGCAACGGAGACCAUGAGCGCAAGCUGCAGUGCACGGUGUGGGACUGGGACUCUAACGGGAAACACGACUACAUCGGAGAAUUUGAGGCCACCUUCAAGGAGAUGAGGGGCGCCAUCGAUGGACGACAGGUGCAGUGGCCUUGCAUCAACUCCAAAUACAAAGUGAAGAAGAAGACCUACAAGAACUCUGGCAUCGUCAUCCUCAAUCAGUGCAAGAUCAUCAAGAUGCACUCCUUCCUGGAUUACAUCAUGGGGGGCUGUCAGAUCCAGUUCACAGUCGCCAUUGACUUCACGGCAUCCAACGGUGACCCUCGCAACAGCUGCUCGCUGCACUACAUCCACCCGUACCGACCCAACGAGUACCUGAAGGCGCUGGUGGCGGUGGGCGAGAUCUGCCAGGACUACGACAGUGACAAAAUGUUCCCAGCGUUUGGCUUUGGCGCUCGCAUCCCACCUGACUACCAGGUCUCACACGACUUUGCAGUGAAUUUUAACGAGGACAACCCCGAGUGUGCAGGCAUUCAGGGGGUGGUGGAGGCUUACCAGGCCUGCCUCCCCAAGCUGCAACUCUAUGGACCUACCAACAUCGCCCCCAUCAUCCACAAGGUCGCCAACUCCGCCUCGCAGGAAGUCCACACCAAAGAGGCCAUGCAAUACUUCAUCCUACUCAUCCUGACGGACGGCGUCAUCACGGACAUGGCGGACACCAGAGAGGCCAUCGUGCAGGCAUCCCACCUCCCCAUGUCCGUCAUCAUUGUGGGCGUGGGCAACGCAGACUUCAGUGACAUGCAAAUGUUGGACGGCGACGACGGCAUCCUGCGCUCGCCCAAAGGAGAGCCCGUGCUGCGGGACAUUGUCCAGUUUGUCCCUUUCCGCAACUUCAAGCACGCGUCCCCAGCAGCGCUAGCUAAGAGCGUGCUAGCGGAGGUGCCCAACCAGGUGGUGGACUACUACAACAGUAAGGGCAUCAAGCCCAAAGUGCCGAGCCAGUACCAGUCUUCCAGACCCUUUGGACCAUGAGAGUCUGCCUUCACUACCAUGGCCGCCACUCUCCUGAAAAGCACAACUUUUUUGUUAUUUGUACACUUUCACCCUGAAGACGCUUGUUGAAAGUUUUUGUCACGUUUGUGUUGAGGGUGGGACUUCCUGUCCACGUAGCGUCCACUUUGGGAGCAUGUGAUCAAACUGUUGGCUAGCGUGUUAGCGACAAGCCAGUAGUCACAUCCUUUACUCCUCCCUAGUUAGCUGUAGCAUCUUUAGCAUCUGUCGUGCAUGCAAGGCAGAGGAAAGUGUGCACAGUGAGUGUGUACAUCGACGUGUCCGGGAGUGUUUCUAGUGCACGUGCCCCCUACCUCUAGAUUGUUUUUGCUAAAUUUGCUAUGGUGAAGCGUAGUGGAGCCAGCACAAGUGCACGUGCUGUCAGGCUCGUGCAUGCUUGCGUGUUGUUUUGCAUGCAAACGUGCUCACUCGCUGUCAUGAUGUUUACAUGUGGCUCUACUAGCAUGCUCACGUAUACGUGAAGGCAAGAGCCCCCACAUUCCCGUUAGUAUGGAUCUCAUGCGGCUCCUCUGAGGCAAGGGGCGGAGCUUCCUGGUCUGUGUUCCAAUUUGCGCACUUCCAUACUUCAAUAGGUAUACUGUGUACACUGUGUACUUAGUUCCUGAGUGUGUGAAAUCUGACAGUGUAGUGCUGUCCCAAAUCCAUGACAGUACUGUCAUUGUACACUUACCAGAAGUAACAAACUCAAUAUUCACCUUCUUUUUCUCUCCUUUUUAAUGAUGUAUUGCAACCACUCAAGUUAGCCCCUCCCCCUCCGCUACGUAGCCAAGAUGACGACUAUUGAGGCUGGCAAGUGUCCAUCACUCCACACUGAACAUGUGGGUGCUGACAGUGUACUGCAUUUUGCCGUACUUCUCAGUGUGAAUGCACUUAUGCACUCAGAAGACUAAGUGUAAUUUGAGACAAUUUGAGACACAGCCCUGACUCGGCAGCCAUUUUGAAUCCUCAUACUUCCCGGUUGUGACUGUUUGAUGCAAUAUGAAGGACAAGUCCUAGGUCACAUGACCUGCUGAUGUAUGACAAUAAAAGUUUUUGAACUCAAACUGCCUCAAAAAGGCCAUUCCUGUUUGGAGGAUGCCUGCCAGAAGUUACAAAGUAGAGUGGGUCGUCUUAAUGAGAUCUUUUUUAUUUCUUUUGAUCCAUUUGAAAUAAUCCAACAUGGCCGCCGGGCAUCUUCCUGAUGAAGAUGACAUCAUAAUGUAGGUCACUCCACAGGAUACUUGAUUAGGUACGGAGCCCCGGAGGGGAUGAGAAAAAAAAUAUGAUGGGUAAAAAAAAAAAAGGAAAAAAAAGAACGACCUUUUGCAAAAGAACACAAAGCUAUUUUGCGAGAUCUUGCAAAACUGUGUAAGAGAUUCCGGUAAA